CGAGCACGUCUUCUCAUUCAAGCUCCACUCCAAGGUGCGAAAGGUGGGGGGCAGUCGGCAGCGCAAGCAGCAAAUCUCGGCGAACUUGUCGGAGAAAGAUCCAGGACCUGAGGCGGGUUCCAAAGCGAAGAAAGCCGCCAAAGCUGGAGCGCAUGAUGAUGCUGAUACGCCUUCAGGCAUCGAUGGAGGCGAUCCCGCAACGGAUGCUCCGAAGCCCAAAAAACGUCGGAAAAAGGCGAAUGCAGCCGCAGAAGCUAUUUCGGCAGAACAGGAACAAGCGCUUGCCGGAGGAUCAGCUACCCCGUCUGUGUCUGAAACGUUGACGGGUGGGGUUAGAGGCUCACGGCAGGAGGAUGAUGACUACACACUUUCACGCCGGGAGCACUAUUGUCCCGUCGUUUGGUUGAGAUUGGAUCCGGAUCUGCAAUGGAUAGCGGAAUGGGAAUGGGAGAACCUGCCGGAGUACAUUUUCUUGGAGCAGCUUCAUCGCGACCCGGACGCCGCCGCGCAAUGCUUGGCUCUCCGAGCCCUGACAAGCUAUCCCAAAGCCACACAAGACACAACAGCGCUAGUUGGCAGCGUUCAAUCGGGCACGACGCUACGACCCAGCUUGGCGGCCCAGGCCAUGAGCGAUUGCGUGCGAGGCAAGCAGGGGCCAGGGUGGGUGGAGCCCUCCUUGAACGUGCGCAUGGAGGCGGCUCGGGCGCUGGCGGCUUGGCAGAGCAACCACGCGCCAGGAUCCAUGAUAACAGCAGAUUCAGGAUGGCGAGGUUUGGAUUUCCUUUUUUGCGCUUAUCGGGAGCGCUACUUCGAUGCCACAUCAAGGGUGCCUCUGCCCGCAGACUUCACGGAUGAGGCAGAGUACCAGCU
This is a messenger RNA of Nannochloropsis gaditana CCMP526, 870 nucleotides long. RefSeq lists its product as uncharacterized. Gene Ontology annotation, molecular function: chromatin binding; RNA polymerase II general transcription initiation factor activity; transcription cis-regulatory region binding. The record is from RefSeq and is a predicted model, not a curated record. The transcript has a single exon. Gene Ontology annotation, biological process: transcription initiation at RNA polymerase II promoter. Gene Ontology annotation, cellular component: transcription factor TFIID complex. The annotation marks the transcript as partial.